This is a messenger RNA of Nematolebias whitei (Rio pearlfish), 2912 nucleotides long. It is a transcript of the gene ndrg3a, whose product is annotated as ndrg family member 3a. The record is from RefSeq and is a predicted model, not a curated record. Lineage: Eukaryota; Metazoa; Chordata; Actinopteri; Cyprinodontiformes; Rivulidae. Gene Ontology annotation, biological process: signal transduction. Bases 342 to 1442 code for a protein of 366 amino acids. Gene Ontology annotation, cellular component: cytoplasm. The transcript is spliced from 15 exons.
UGCAGUCUCACUCUCCUCCUGCUGCUGCUGCUCCUGUUCCUCUGCCUUUUUUUCCUGCCGUCCGUCUCUCUUGCUCCUUCUGCAUCAUAUCCACCCUCCCUCCACGCCCCUUCUCCUUACAUUCAAGUUGUUUACUCCAUCUCCUUCUUGCUCCCUCUGUCUCCUCCACUGCUUCCUCUCAUCCUCUGUUGUCACUGCUGCUGCUCUGCCUGCCUCACCCUACAUCCCUCCUUUCCAACUAAAGCUCCCUCCCUCCUCCUCCUGCUUUUGGAGAUCUUCAGAGCUGCCUAGCGCACGCUUGCACAUAGCAUAACACACUUUCUCUGCUGUGUGGCUAAAACAUGUCAACUGUUCUGGACCUGGAGCAGAUUUCAUGCACUGGGAAUGAAGUGGAGCAUGACAUCGAGACUCUACAUGGUGUCCUCCAUGUGACGAUGAGAGGCGUUCCCAAGGGCAACAGACCCGUCAUCCUCACCUAUCACGACAUCGGCCUCAACCACAAGUCCUGCUUCAACACCCUGUUCAACUAUGAGGACAUGCAGGAGAUCACCCAGCACUUUGCUGUGGUUCACGUGGACGCUCCCGGUCAGCAGGAGGGGGCUCCUCCAUUCCCCACAGGGUACCGUUACCCAACCAUGGACGAGCUGGCCGAAAUGCUGCCCUCUGUGAUGACUCAGCUGAAGGUGACCAGCGUAAUCGGCAUUGGUGUGGGAGCCGGAGCCUACAUCCUUACCCGCUUUGCUCUGAAAAACCCCAGCCUUGUGGAGGGACUGGUAUUGAUCAACGUCGACCCGUGCGCUGAAGGCUGGAUUGACUGGGCUGCAUCAAAGCUGUCUGGGUGGACCAGUAACUUGGUGGACAUCGUCAUGGCCCACCACUUCAGCACCGAUGAGCUGACAGAGAACCAGGAGCUGAUCCAGACCUACCGCCUCCACAUCGCCCAAGACAUCAACCAGAACAACCUGGCACAGUUUUGCAGCUCAUACCAAUACCGUCGAGACCUUGACAUCGAGAGGCCCAUCGUUGGUCAAAAUGAGGACAUUGUUAACACACUCACAUGCCAUGCCCUGCUGGUGGUCGGUGACACUUCACCUGCCGUUGAGGCUGUGGUGGAGUGCAACUCCAGAUUAAACCCCACCAAGACUACUUUGCUAAAGAUGGCGGAUUGUGGAGGUUUGCCUCAAGUCGUGCAGCCUGGGAAGCUUGCUGAGGCAUUCAAGUACUUUGUUCAGGGCAUGGGAUAUAUUCCCUACGUUCUUCUCAGUCACCUGAGCAACGAAUCAGUGCCAGCAGCAGGAAUGACUCGCCUGUCUCGUUCACGCACCACCUCCUCCUCCAGCAUCACCUCCAUGGAGAGCAGCCGCAGCCGCAGCAACAUCAGCAGCCUUCUGGAGGGCGGCGGCAGCCAGACCGGGCCCCAAACCAUGGAGGUCUCAUGCUAAACCCCCCCCCCCCCCCCCAAUUCUGCCUCUCAUCGUAGUAAUUUAUGUCCCCUGUCCACCUUUCUUCUCUCUCAUCCAUCUUCUAAGCAACUCAAAGCCAAGGGGGCAUGUUGUUGGAAAGGAUGGUCUAAGAAAUGUAUUAACAGAUGAUAUAAUAAAGUAUAUUGUAUACUGUUAAAGUUGCAUUACUAACAGAAACUAUAACUACAUGCAGACAUAUUGUAUAUUUAAAUGUUUAGAUUGACUCAUCUGUCUAAUUUUGUAUUUAUUUAUAUUUUCACGUAGUUUUCACCCUCUUCACACCGUUCAGAUAUCCUCUUUGUGUUCAGAAGUUGUUGUUUUUUUACUUCUACAUGUGGCUCUGCUUAUGGUGAGUCAUUUAUUGUUUUGAUUAUCAAACACACAGCAGUGCGAUUAGAGGGCACCAAAAGUUCCUGCAGGCGGCAGGUGAUGUGAGACAAACGCAACAACGUAGCGUUAGCAUAGCACAGUGAAGCCAAGUGAGACCCUUCUUCGCUGCGUGUCGCCCCCCGAUACUCUAAGGCAGCGGUUCUCAGACGUUUUGUGUCGGGCUCCCAUUUGGAGGAAAACAAAUGUUCAAUAUUUUGUCUCUAAAUUGAAUUAUUUUCUAUUUUUUCCAAAGAACAAAUAAGAACUGCACUUUGCUAAAAUAACUAAUUCAUGAAAAUAUAUGGACACACAAAAUGUGCAAUUAUCUUUUUAAAACCAUAAUAUUUGAUUUGUGCACAGAAACCCUAACAAAUAUAAAUACUGCUCAUAUUAUCUCAGUAAUAAAAGCUGAUAUGAAUCUAUUUAUAAGGCAAAUGUUCUUUUCAAAAGAACAAUACAGUUCAGUUUGUUCCCAAAUCAAAUGUCUGAGCAGGAAUUGGGCAGACAUGUCUGUAUCAGAGAGGGCUGAUGUCAUUUACCAGUUUCUGAAAGGGAUUUUUCUGCUUCCUUGUAAUCUCCAUCUUUGUCCAAAACUCAGAAGCACUUAUAUGACAAGUGUAAUGUUCCACUGAGUGAUAGCAUGACGUUUAAUAAAAUAUAAUCUGUUGGAGUUUUCAGACUCCCCAACACUUCAUUUUAAUUCUUACCAUUUACUGUAAUUCCUGCAGCAAUGCAUCCUUCUCAUCUCCCUCUUUUUGCUUUAAAGCAGCAACAAGCAGUGCCCAACGUUUUCCCACCUCCACCACUUUCACUUGAACCGCUCCACCCUGACUGCGAACCGUUCCUCCAAAAAGAUAAAACUUUGAGAACCACCAGCCCACCGUGCUUCUUUUUCAAAUUUGAACUCGCCGAGUUUCUUUCCUCCUGCGCUGUGUUGGUGUUUGUUCAGCUGAAUCGAUUAUUCAGUGACGUUUUGAAUCUGAUGUGAAAUGUUUAACAGUGCUGCUCUCACUGUGGGGCCAAGCUUCUCACUGUCUGCUGAUUCAGCUCAUUUAUAUUACUACUGAAUAAAGCUCCAAG